AUGAAGAAAGCUGUUAUCAAGAUUCAUCUGCAGGUUUUUGUGUGGAAGGAUGGACACCCGUUUGGGACAACGUGGUGUAGUACUCUAGCUCGGAUUUCCACAACCGUUGAGGAGGACGACCAGUUUCACUUUGCCUUGACUGAUCCUCUUCAGAGUCUUCUUGUAUUCCAGCAUACAGUCAUUUUGGUGUCACUCCAUCUGACAGUGUCUCCAGUUGUGGUCUGUACCCUUUCUAUUCUCUUAGUGACACCUCUCAUUGACCGCUUCCAUGUCUACCCCUGCCUCCCGCUCAUUCCUCAGGCCUCAGGGCUGCCAUCUGCAUUCUUCCUUGUUGAUGUAAAGCUGUCUGUUUCACAUUUGCAGAGCUCGGACAUCCUCAGCACCAUUGGUUAUGACAGCAUCAUUCAGCACCUGAACAAUGGCCGCAAGAACUGCAAAGAGUUUGAAGACUUUUUAAAAGAAAGGGCAUCGAUUGAAGAGAAAUAUGGCAAAGACCUGCUCAGCCUUUCUAGGAAGAAGCCAUGUGGACAAUCUGAGAUCAACACUGUAGGAUCAGCACUGGACUUAGAACCACAAGAAGUAGACAAUGUGGCACAAUGUCACAUUCAGCUUGCACAGACUCUAAGAGAAGAGGCCAGAAAAAUGGAAGAAUUCAGGGAAAAGCAAAAGCUACAACGGAAAAAGACUGAGCUUAUAAUGGAUGCUGCCCAUAAACAAAGGAACUUACAAUUCAAGAAAACCAUGGAUGCCAAGAAGAACUAUGAGCAGAAAUGCCGGGACAAGGAUGAAGCAGAGCAGGCUGUCCACAAGAGUGCCAACCAGGUGAACCCAAAACAACAAGAAAAGCUUUUUGUGAAACUGGCGACAUCAAAGACUGCAGCAGAAGAUUCUGAUAAAGCCUACAUGCUGCACGUCAACACGCUGGAGAGGGUCCGAGAAGAGUGGCAGAGUGAGCACAUCAAGGCCUGUGAGGUAUUUGAGGCUCAAGAGUGUGAACGGAUAAACUUCUUCCGGAACGCGCUGUGGUUGCAUGUGAAUCAACUGUCACAACAAUGUGUCUCAAGCGAUGACAUGUAUGAAGAAGUCCGCAAGAGCCUAGAAAUGUGCAGCAUAGAAAAAGACAUUGAGUACUUUGUGAAUCAACGAAAAACUGGGCAGAAUCCACCAGCACCAAUCGUAUAUGAGAACUUUUACUGCCCCCAGAAGAAUGUGACCCUGCCAGGAAAGGCUACAGGACCUAACAUAGCAAGGAGAGGACCUCUCCCACUUCCAAGAAGUGUCCCAGGUGAUCCUGAUUACUCUUUGGUUGACAACUACAGUUUGCUGUAUCAGUAG
Messenger RNA from Chrysochloris asiatica (Cape golden mole), 1335 nucleotides. RefSeq names its product proline-serine-threonine phosphatase interacting protein 2 (gene PSTPIP2). The record is from RefSeq and is a predicted model, not a curated record. Gene Ontology annotation, biological process: actin filament polymerization. Lineage: Eukaryota; Metazoa; Chordata; Mammalia; Afrosoricida; Chrysochloridae. The coding region runs from base 1 to 1335 and encodes 444 amino acids. Gene Ontology annotation, cellular component: plasma membrane; cytoplasm; actin filament. Gene Ontology annotation, molecular function: actin filament binding. The transcript has 15 exons.